AGUCAGCGCCGCAUCGGUCAUGUCACCCCCGAGGGUCAUCCAGGCUAUGGAGGGCACUGGCCUGAGUUUAGAUUUCCCCAGGAGACUGACUCUCGCUGCGCGUGCCCCGCACUCAAUGCGAUGGCCAACCACGGCAUCAUCUCGCGUACCGGCCGUGGGAUCUCAUUUAUCGAACUUAAUCACCAUCUCCGGGCAACCUACAACUUCAGCCCUACCUUCUGCUCAUUUGUGCCGCACUUUGCUGCUCGCAUGCUUAAGCGAAGCUACAGCAAGGAUACCUUUAAUUUGGAAGAAAUUGACCUGCACAAUGGCAUUGAACACGACGCAUCUCUCUUACGCCUUGACACUGCUUUUGAACCCGACCAAUCGAAGAAGCACGUACCUUUCAUCAAGGAGCUGCUUGCGGCAGCUACUGGCAAGGACAAGAACGGCGACGACGUAAUUACCCCCAAGGAUUUCUCCAAGAUGCUUGGCAAGCGUCGGGCAGUGGCGCGUGCAGUAAACAAGGAGUUCUCGCUGAGCCUUUUCCACAAGAUCUUUGGUAGCACGAAUGCUUCGACCCUAGUGACGGCCUUUGGGGGUCGCGUGGAUGACCUGCAUAGCUUUCUUCUUGAUGAACGGAUCCCAGAGGGUUGGGAGUCGCGCGUCCGCCAACCUUACGGAAUGACCAUGAUGAACCUCAACAGGACUAUACUGAGAAUUGAAUUUGGUGUGCACGAGAAGGACUGGGCGGAAGCAGCACGGGAGGCUGCAGAAGGCCACAGUGCUUAACAAUACACCCUGAAGCGGCACUCGUGACGCGUCUGGAGUCAUUUAUCCAUCACACGCACCCAGAUGUCUGCUCUCACUUGGUGAUCACGGCACCUACUUACUGCUGACGACGAGUACAAUUCGCUCAUUGUCUCUUGAAUGUACAUUAAUCCUCUUCGUUGUUUCACUCCUCUUUAAUAACAGAAAUUAUGCACUAUUUCGACACCGAUCGAAGACCGGUACGGCUGCCCUUCAACCCCCAGAAAGAUCACUGUACGUCCAGGCCUCCACGUACUACUGUAUAACUUCGCGGCGUUUCAGGUGUGACCAUGUCGCCCAUCUAUGUCGCGAACGUCAGGAGGAUUACCUUACUCUUGGCGUCCUCACUACUUUAAAUACGAUGCAGGAAACCCAACAUGGACCUAGCGUCUUUGAAGAAGUUCGAGGACAUGAAUAAAAUACACGGACACAUGUAUAUAGCUGACUUUGUACUGGGGCUUAUUCAGACAAGCAAGG
Molecule: messenger RNA, 1266 nt
Organism: Suillus paluster
Lineage: Eukaryota; Fungi; Basidiomycota; Agaricomycetes; Boletales; Suillaceae
Product: Chloroperoxidase
Exons: 4
Molecular function (GO): peroxidase activity
Source: RefSeq, a predicted model, not a curated record